This is a messenger RNA of Arachis stenosperma, 2808 nucleotides long. RefSeq lists its product as uncharacterized. Bases 1 to 2808 code for a protein of 935 amino acids. The record is from RefSeq and is a predicted model, not a curated record. The transcript has 3 exons. NCBI's taxonomy places the organism in Eukaryota, Viridiplantae, Streptophyta, Magnoliopsida, Fabales, Fabaceae.
AUGGCAGAAAUCUGGAACAAAUCAGAAACAUGUAAACAAGGUGAUCAUCAAGACUAUUGGAGGAGUUUUAGCUACAUGCUAAGGGAACAAGCAAAAGUCCACAGAGAAGGAGGGUAUGUACCCAUUGCCGGAGAAGUUCCAAGUACUAUCUUCGAAGAAGGAAUGACACCUCAGACAGGUCCAUCCUCUUUGAGAGCUGAUCCUCAACCUAUCACAAACCACACUUUCGAUCCAGGAGACAUUCCCUAUCAUAACAAUUCAGGAUCUGAACACAUGGUGGAAGAUCAACCAAGUUCUAAAGUAGAAAAUGUUAUUAAAAGAAUGGGUUUUGACGCUUGGACCAUCAGUGAGGCGGAAGGAUUCUCUGGAGGUAUUUGGUGCCUCUGGAAUAAAGAUGUCUGGGAUGUCCAAGUGAUAUGCAUUCACAAGCAACUAAUCCAUUGCAAGGUUUCUUGGAAUAAAGAAGAGCCCUGGUUCCUCACGGCUAUAUACGGUAGCCCUAAUCCAACUAUCAGAAGGGAUCUGUGGUAUAUGUUAGAGGAAAUUGCUAACCUUACAAUUGGGCCUUGGUGUAUCGGCGGCAAUUUUAAUGCUAUUAAAUCUGCCCAAGACUCUGGGGGGAGCUCCAACCUUUCCUCAGAUACCAACAAAUUUAUUGAUUGCAUGUGUAACUGUGGCAUGAUGGAGGUUGAGUUUUCUGGUCCUCUCUUUACAUGGCAGCGGGGUCACAUCAAGAGAAGGCUAGAUAGAGUUCUAAGCAACUUUGAGUGGACUCAACUUUUUCAGGCAGCAGGAGUUAAACAUCUACCAAAGUUGAAAUCGAACCAUCUACCUAUUUUGAUAGAUUUCCAACACACUAUCCAGGAUAACUCUAACAAACCUUUCCGUCUUCUUGCCCCUUGGUUACUUCAUGAUGAUUACUCUAAUCUUGUUAAUGAUGCAUGGAAUCCGAAUGACUCGUUGAUUGAUAAUAUUAACUCCUUUACUAAUAGAGCUAAAGCUUGGAAUAGAGAGACUUUUGGAAAUAUUUUCAGGAAAAAAAGUGGCAUUAUUGCCCGUUUAGAAGGCAUCAAUAAAAGUCCCUCAUUUCAAAGUAACCCCUUUCUUGAAAAACUUCAGAAAGAACUCUGGAGUGAAUAUGAGAAUAUUGUUGUUCAAGAGGAGAGUUACUGGUUUCAAAUGUCCAGAUGCAACAUUAUCAAAUUUGGGGACAAAAAUUAUACUUACUUCCAUCUUAAAGCUAAUGGCAGGAGAAGGAAGAAUAGAAUUAAAUCUCUAAAAAUUGAUAAUGAAAAUUGGUCUGAUAAUCCGAAUGUUCUUAAAGCUCUAGAAGUGGAUUUUUUUAAAAAUCUUUUUUCAGCUGACACUAACUCUAACCUUUUAUCGUCGUUUCCUAUCUCAGGUAACUUUCCAGCCCUAUCUGAGGAAGAGAGGCAGCUUAUUGCUAAAGAACCUAUUGAUGAAGAAAUUAAAGCUGCUGUUUUUAAUAUGGGUGGCUGGAAAGCUCCAGGAGCAGAUGGUCUACCCCCAAAGUUUUUUCAGCACUCUUGGGAUAAAGUUGGAGCUACUGUUUGUAGCUGGGUUAAAGAGGUCUUCACUAACCCAUCCAGCAUAAGCAGUGUCAACCAAACUCUUAUUUCUCUAAUUCCCAAAAUUGAUACCCCUGAGACUUUUGCUCAUUUUCGGCCCAUAAGUUUGUGCAACGUCUGCUAUAAAAUAGUAACCAAAAUGCUGGCUUCCAGAUUAAAGCCUUUUAUGACAAAACUCCUCUCGAAUACUCAAUCCAAUUUUAUUCCUAGAAGAACUUGUGCUGACAAUAUCAUCAUCACUCAGGAAGUGGUUCACUCUAUGAGAAUCAAAAAAGAUGACUUGAUCAUUUUUGCCAAAGCGGACAAUAGCCAAAUUAGUGUUAUCAAGGAGGCUCUGGAAAUUUUUUGCAGCAGCUCAGGCCAAAGCAUCAACUAUGAUAAAUCUUGUGUUUUCUUCUCCAGCAACAUUCAUCACUCUGUGAAAGUUGAUUUGAGCAACAACCUAGGUAUCUCCCUAACAUCCAAUUUAGGUAAAUACCUAGGUGUUCCUCUCAUUCAUGAGCACCGAAUUCAGCACCAUUUCCAAUUCAUUUUGGACAAAAUGCAAAAAAGACUAAACAGCUGGAAUAACAAGUCUCUAUCUCUAGCAGGCAGGUGCACUUUGGCACACUCAACUCUUGCAUCCAUCCCUAGCUAUGCAAUGCAAACCAUGAAGAUCCCAGUGGCUGUUUGUGAAAAAAUUGAUAAAAUUUGUCGCAAUUUUAUUUGGGGGUCGGAUGUUAAUAGGAGAAAGGUUCAUCCCAUCAGCUGGGACAAUAUAUGCAAACCUAAGAGUGAAGGGGGGCUGGGCUUUAGGACGGCAAAAGAAAACAACAAGCUUUUCCUUAUGAAGCUAGCGUGGAUGCUUAUUAACAACAAAGAAUCUCUUUGGGUGAAAGUUCUUCGCAGUAAGUAUGGCUGUGGGGAAGCUCUGUUGCCUAAAGUAAAACAGAAGAAUAGUAGCUCUAAUACGUGGCAAGGUAUCGUUAAAAUAUGGAAUGACUUCAGACCUCACCUUAUUUGGAGGAUAGGAGACGGUAAAGAGGUGGCUUUCUGGUCAGAUCAAUGGAUAGCAGGAAUUCCUAAACUCAGUGAUUUAGCUCUAGAAGAUAUCCAUUCCGUCAUUAAAGACAAGGUGGUUGAUUAUGAAAACUCAGACGGUACCUGGAAGCUUAACAUUCUGAACCAAAUUCUACCUAGUGAAGCUAUUGAUAUGAUAAGAUCAAUUCAGGCACCCUAA